Molecule: messenger RNA, 2753 nt
Organism: Siniperca chuatsi (mandarin fish)
Lineage: Eukaryota; Metazoa; Chordata; Actinopteri; Centrarchiformes; Sinipercidae
Gene: cyp51a1
Product: lanosterol 14-alpha demethylase
Exons: 10
Coding region: 147-1646 (499 amino acids)
Molecular function (GO): monooxygenase activity; oxidoreductase activity, acting on paired donors, with incorporation or reduction of molecular oxygen; heme binding
Source: RefSeq, a predicted model, not a curated record
CAACGUGAACAUCAGAUGAACUGCUGCCGUUGAAAGUUUGAAUAAGUGAACAUUUACUUUACCACCAUAAAGCGCAUUUCUUCCAGGCUUUAGUGGGCCUGUGAAGCGUUUGUUUUGAGAGGACAGAUCCAGCGGAGGAAGUUAAAAUGUCUAUGCAUUUGUAUGAAAUGAGCAGUAAACUGCUCGGGGACACUGUUGGGAAUCUGAACGACAACCUGACCUCCGUGGUGCUGGCAGCCUCUGUCAUCACUCUCACGCUGGGAUAUAUUACUAAGUUGCUGCUCAAACAGUCCUCCGACAAGGAUCUGGAUUACCCACCUUACAUCCCCUCCAGCAUCCCCUUCCUGGGUCAUGCCAUUGCAUUUGGGAAAAGUCCCAUUGAAUUUCUUGAAAAUGCGUAUGAAAAAUACGGCCCUGUGUUCAGUUUCACCAUGGUGGGGAGUACAUUCACCUACCUGCUGGGCAGCGAAGCAGCCACGCUGAUGUUCAACAGCAAGAAUGACGACCUGAAUGCAGAGGACGUCUACUCCAGACUGACCACUCCAGUGUUUGGCAAAGGUGUAGCCUAUGAUGUCCCAAACCCUAUUUUUCUGGAACAAAAGAAGAUGUUGAAGACCGGACUGAACAUCGCUCGUUUUAAGGAACAUGUGAAAAUCAUCGAGGCAGAGACCAUCGAGUAUUUUAAGAGAUGGGGAGACAGCGGAGAGAGAAACCUGUUUGAGGCUCUGUCUGAGCUGAUCAUCCUGACGGCCAGCAGCUGCCUUCAUGGGAAGGAGAUCCGCAGCAUGCUGAAUGAGCGAGUGGCCCAGCUCUACGCCGACCUGGACGGAGGAUUCAGUCACGCUGCCUGGCUCCUGCCCGGCUGGCUGCCACUGCCCAGCUUCAGGAAAAGGGACAGAGCUCACAAAGAGAUCAAGAACAUCUUCUUCAAGGUGAUUCAGAAGCGCAGGCGAUCUGGAGAGAAAGUGGACGACAUCCUGCAGACCCUCAUCGAUGCCACGUACAAAGACGGACGACCCCUGAACGAUAAUGAGAUCGCGGGGAUGCUGAUUGGUCUCCUCCUGGCGGGUCAGCACACGUCCUCCACCACCAGCGCCUGGAUGGGUUUCUUCCUGGCCAGAGACAAAGCUCUGCAGGAGCGCUGCUGCGCCGAGCAGAGGGCCGUGUGUGGAGAUGACCUGCCUCCACUCAACUUUGAUCAGCUGAAAGAUCUCAGCUUGUUGGAGCGCUGUUUGAAGGAGACCCUGCGUCUCCGCCCGCCCAUCAUGACCAUGAUGAGGAUGGCUCGCUCUCCUCAGACUGCAGCAGGAUACACCAUCCCUGUGGGCCACCAGGUCUGCGUCUCUCCAACUGUAAACCACCGCCUGCACGACACCUGGGUGGAGAGGAUGGAGUUCAGCCCUGACCGCUACCUACACGACAAUCCCGCUGCAGGGGAGAAGUUUGCCUAUGUGCCAUUUGGAGCCGGCCGCCAUCGCUGCAUCGGGGAGAACUUUGCCUACGUCCAGAUCAAAACCAUCUGGUCCACUUUACUGCGCAUGUACGACUUUGACCUGGUGGAUGGAUAUUUCCCCACAAUCAACUACACCACAAUGAUUCACACCCCUCACAACCCCGUCAUCAGAUACAAGAGGAGAAAACAGUGAGGCUGAAGGGAAACAGUGGAGAGGCAAAGACACGAGGAAACAGUCAAACAUCCUGAGUGUUUGAAGUGAAGCUUGAACUUCCUGGGACUUGAAUUUAGGUGAAUGUACUUUGCUCUGCCUAAAUGUCCAACCUUUUAUUUUUUUUUGUGCUUCUUUCAGCCCUUUUUUCCCCCCCUGAAUGUCAACAUUAAUACAUGAAACUUGUGUUUCCAGAGAUAAUUACACUGACUGUAUGACUCUGACUUGAGCACAGAUGCUAAUAUUCACAAUGUGAAUUCUUCAAAAUAGAAAUGGUCGGUAAUACAGUGCCUUGAUGGUGAGAAAAUAUCAACUCAGUGUAACUGUAAAACCAAGCAGAGUACUUAAGUCCAUAUUCCAGAUUUGGGUGGGAGGAGGGUUAUCCAGUGAACUUCAUUAUUCCUGCAUCAUGAGCCUUCUGUGGACCCCCCCCAAAAAUGCAACAAAAGUGAAAUUGCAACCUUUAUUGCAUUUAACACAUUGAAGAAAUAACAAUAACAGCACCCGCUGUAAAUAGCUCUAAGUCCCUGGUGCACAGAGAGUAUAUAAAUCAGCUGUUGUGGGAUGUUUCCACACGGUCACAGAUAAUUUUGCAGGAUGGCCAUCCCAUUCACACAGAAUCAGAUGGGAUGCCAUCCUUCAAAACUGCCCAAAAAUCCCCCCGAAAUAAGGUCAUGGCCGCUGCAUUCAAGAUCAUCUCACAUUUCAGAAGAAAGUUUUUCUUGCGGUCACUUAAACUUUGAAUAAAGUGCUUUUUAAAGGUGACCUGUACUAAUUAGGAACUUUCCACUGGACCUCGCUGAGUUAACGAGCACCGACUGAUCUUUUGUGUGAACAGCAUGUUACAGUGUCUCACUGCACAAGCUGUGUUGUUGUUCACAGGACUUGAAUCAAACCUAGAACUCUAUUACAUGUCUUCUCAUUACAGAAGAUAUUUUGCUUAUCACGGCAUAUUUUGGUUUAUUUUGUUCUUUGUGAUUUUCAGUUCUUUUGUUCCAGAAAAAACUGUUAUAUUAGGGUUAAGGUAAUUUCAAUUAAUAAUUCCUUCUUUCAAUAAAGAAACUCUCAAAAAUCAGCUCCUACACACUA